GUCAUCAUGAUUGUGACUUUCCAACAGUCUCCGACACAGAAUAAAGACUAGAAGCUGUGUUAAGGCUCACCGACUGCCGGGUCAUUUGCAGUCACCUGAUCACCAAACAUCCCUAUAAAAGGAAUGUAAGGCACACCACAUCAUUGUUUAACAGCGAGGCAGGUUGGCAGAACAACGCAAGUCAUCAUGGCUGCUGCGGGACCCACGGCUGUUCUGAGUUCUGGCAAGACAAUGCCACUUUUGGGCCUAGGGACAUGGCAGUCCAAGCCCGAAGAGGUGUUCAAUGCCGUCAAAGUUGCAAUAGACGCCGGCUACCGUCACAUCGACACCGCCUGGGCGUACAGAAACGAGAAGGAGGUGGGACAGGCCAUCAAGGAGAAAAUCGCAGAGGGAAAGAUCAAGCGGGAGGACGUCUUCGUCACCACUAAGCUGUUCACCAGCUUCAGCCGGCCGGAGCAUGUUCGCGAAUGCAUGAUGCAGAGCCUGUCCGAUCUGGGGCUAGACUACGUGGACCUGUACCUGAUACACAGCCCAUUGUGUUUCAAGUACGGAACCAACCCCUUCCAACACGCCGGUAAACUGGAGGAGAUUUUUGAUGACGUGGAUUAUGUUGAAACAUGGAAGGCCAUGGAGUCUCUGGCUGAUGAAGGUUUGGCCAAGUCUAUCGGCGUGUCGAACUUCAACAGCCAGCAGCUGGAGAGGCUGCUGCAGAACUGCCGCAUCAAGCCGGCGGUCAACCAGGUGGAGCUCCAUCCAUACCUGGCCCAGCAGGAGCUUGUAGACUUCUGCAAGCGGAAUAACAUUCUUAUAACGGCGUACAGUUCACUAGGCGCGCCUGGUCGUCCCAAGUCUUUUCAGUCUGGAGAAGAAGAACCAGUCUUAAUGGAGGAUCCGAGUGUUCUUGCAAUCGCCAACAAGUACGGCAAGUCUGCUGCGCAGGUCCUGCUCCGCUAUCAUCUGGACCGAGGAGUUUCAGCCAUAGCGAAGAGCGUGACACCCAGCAGGAUCCAGGCCAACAUUGACAUCAUGGACUUCAGUCUUUCAAAGGAAGAUCUGGUGUCACUAGGCCAGCUGGACCGGAAGUUGCGCUACGUUGGAGCCAACCUAAUCAAGAUGGCUGCUACGGUACCACUUGCUGCUCUUAGCUCAGGCCACAAAAUGCCACUAUUGGGCCUGGGAACAUCAGAGUCAACGUCCGAACAAGGGAUCAAUGCCGUGAAGACUGCCAUAGACGCCGGCUACCGUCACAUCGACACCGCCUGGAUGUACAAGAACGAGAAGGAGGUGGGACAGGCCAUCAAGGAGAAAAUCGCAGAGGGAAAGAUCAAGAGAGAAGAUGUCUUCGUCACAACUAAGUUAUUCAUCACCUUCAAUCGACCAGAACAUGUUCGCGAGGCGAUGAUGCAAAGUCUGGGAAACCUGGGACUAGACUACGUGGACCUGUACCUGAUACACAGCCCGAUGGCGUUUAAAUACGGAUCCAACGUUUUUCAACCCACCAGUAAUCCGGAAGACAUCUUUGAUGACGUGGAUUAUGUAGAUACGUGGAAGGCCAUGGAGUCCCUGGCUGAUGAAGGUUUGGCCAAGUCUAUCGGCGUGUCGAACUUUAACAUCCAGCAGCUGGAGAGGCUGCUGCAGAACUGCCGCAUCAAGCCGGCGGUCAACCAGGUGGAGCUGCACCCUUACCUGGCAGAGCAGGAUCUUCUGGACUUCUGCAAAGGCAAUGGAGUACUCCUGACGGCCUACAGUCCACUGGGCGCGCCUGCUCGUUACGGGAAAAGAGAGGCCGACCCAGUUUUGAUGGAGGAUCCGAGUGUGGUGGCUAUCGCCACGAAGUAUGGCAAGUCAGCUGCACAGGUUCUGAUCCGCUAUCAUCUGGACCGAGGAGUUUCAGUCAUACCGAAGAGCGUGACACCCAGCAGGAUCCAGGCCAACUUCGACAUCAUGGACUUCAGCCUGUCACAGGAAGACUUGGCGAUACUCGGAGGGCUUGACCGGAAUUUGCGCUACCUUGGAGGCCACCACUUCACCACUCACAAGUACUUCCCGUACUGAGACUGAAACAAGGAGGUCUCGAUGACACAAAAUCAGUUAGAUACCUGCGUUGUUGUUGGGGAAAUAUCUGAGGAAUCGUCGAAAGAGAGUUCUGGUUUGCACGAAUUUUGAUGCACGAAUUAUCUCAAUAAUGCUUGACUGUGACCAUGACUGUAUUGACCAGAUGUGCCUCUUCUCUUUGUAUGUUGGUCAUAGCAGUUCUAUUCAUCCCUUUAGCUAAAGUGGAAAGUGCGACAACAUAUGGGGAAUCUGGAAUAAUGUUUCUAUUGAUUUUAGAAAAUCGUGAAAG
Branchiostoma belcheri (Belcher's lancelet) is the source of this 2344-nucleotide messenger RNA. Its product is annotated as alcohol dehydrogenase [NADP(+)]-like. Lineage: Eukaryota; Metazoa; Chordata; Leptocardii; Amphioxiformes; Branchiostomatidae. The transcript is spliced from 19 exons. Gene Ontology annotation, cellular component: cytosol. The record is from RefSeq and is a predicted model, not a curated record. Gene Ontology annotation, molecular function: aldose reductase (NADPH) activity. Bases 187 to 2055 code for a protein of 622 amino acids.